Molecule: messenger RNA, 528 nt
Organism: Drosophila grimshawi
Lineage: Eukaryota; Metazoa; Arthropoda; Insecta; Diptera; Drosophilidae
Exons: 2
Coding region: 1-528 (175 amino acids)
Source: RefSeq, a predicted model, not a curated record
AUGUCUGUCUAUCUCUGGUUGCUACUGAUAAGCAUUGGUGUUGUUUCGGAGGAGCGUAACUUUAAAUUCAUAAUCGAUAGGCUUACUGUUAGGCAUUGGGAGCCUGAGAUUGUCGAGGAGCUCAACUACUCUCUGAUUCAAUUAAAUAAUCGGAGUUAUAUCAGUGCUAAUUUGCUGCUAAAACGUGAUAUUGAUAAGAUUGUAGUGAACACGACUUUGGACGGCUGCACUAUGGACAACAGAAAGAUCCGGCUGUUCAAGUUGCAAACGGAUGUGUGCAUUUUUCUAGCAAAUAUCCAUAAGAACCGUCUUUUGAAUAUAUUCGCAAAAAGUUUGAAUAAGCAUACUGCCGGACAGUUAACGUGUCCAUUGAAAGGGAAAUUUAACUACACGCUGAAUAAUUGGUAUUUGGACGAACUGGACUUUCCCACUUAUGUGCCAGCUGGCACCUUUCAAGCAAAUACGGAAUUUUUUGUGGACACGAAAAAAACAAUUUACGUAAUGGUACGUGGCAGAGUGCUCCACUAG